Molecule: messenger RNA, 339 nt
Organism: Leptosia nina
Lineage: Eukaryota; Metazoa; Arthropoda; Insecta; Lepidoptera; Pieridae
Source: the annotation of a GenBank genome assembly
AUGGCCAUUUUAAAGAUUAUCGUGAUAUCCUUAACAAUAGCUUAUGUUUGUGCGAGACCAUUCGAACAACUUGAAGGUGGAUUUGCAUUGCAAGGCGGUUUCGAGGGCCAAGAGUACGGACCUCAAAGAUUCUCGCCGGGAAUUUUUGGUCCAGGACAAUUUGAGCAAGGAUUGGGUUUAUCUGGUUUUGGACAAGAACGUUACAGUCCUGGCGGCUAUUACGGCCCAGGAGGUUUUGGACAACGUGAAUUUGGUACCUUGGGACUCGGUCAACGUGAAUUUGGUCCCGGCUUUGGUCAAGGUGGAUUCGGAGGUUUUAGAGAACAAAUUCUACUGUAA